GCGGCCGGGCCCCGGCCCGUCCCGCAGCCCCCCCGGCUCUAUGGUGGCGACCCCGAGGGGCCCCAGCCCGGCCCGAUGGCAAGGAGGACGCGGGGCAGUGAGGAACAAGAUGAAUUGCACUAUCAGGACACGGACUCAGAUGUGCCGGAGCAGAGGGAAAACAGGUGCAAAGUCAAGUGGACCCUCGAAGAGGAUGAGCAGCUGAAAGUGCUGGUGAGACAGUUUGGGCAGAAUGACUGGAAGUUCCUGGCAAGCCACUUUCCUAACCGGAGCGAUCAGCAGUGCCAGUAUCGAUGGCUGAGGGUAUUGAAUCCUGACCUGGUCAAGGGGCCUUGGACUAAAGAAGAAGAUGAGAAGGUCAUCGAGCUGGUGAAGAAGCACGGCACCAAGCAGUGGACGCUGAUCGCCAAGCACCUGAGGGGACGUCUGGGCAAGCAGUGCCGGGAACGCUGGCACAAUCACCUCAACCCCGAGGUCAAGAAGUCCUGCUGGACGGAGGAGGAGGACCGCGUCAUCUGUGAGGCCCACAAGGUCCUGGGCAACCGCUGGGCCGAGAUCGCCAAGCUGCUGCCCGGGAGGGCCCUGGGCCCUUCUGUGUCGGAGGCUUCCGGCCGAGGUGACGGUGGCCUCUCCCGCGGCAGGACGGACAACGCCGUGAAGAACCACUGGAACUCCACCAUCAAGAGGAAGGUGGACACGGGAGGCUUUCUGAGCGAAACCAAGGACUCCAAGCCCCUCUACCUUCUUUUGGAAGUGGAGGAACAGGACAGCCCGGGGGCCCAGCCAGCGGACCGCCAGAAGAGCCUCAUAGCCAGCUGGCCUGGCGACGCCCUGGAGCCGAAGGAGGAAGAGGUCAGUGAGGAGGAGGAGGAGGAGGAGGAGGCGGCAGCAGCUGCGGCCGCCAUCGCCACAACCCCCCCACACCAGGAGGAGACCCCCCCCGAGCAGCCGGCCGCAGCGGCGGUCCCGCGUCCUGCGGAGGGGGCCCCCGAAGAGGGGGAGCCCGAGGGCUCCCCCGACGACGGUAGCUCUCCGUACAGAUGGGUAGUGGAAGCGGCCAACUUCCUGUGCCCAGCCUCGGUGCCAGCCUUCACGGAAGCCCUGGAGCUGAUAGAAUCGGAUCUCGACGGGUGGUGCGACUUGAGCAACUUCGACCUGCCGGACGAUCAGUCUCCCGGUGGUGGCAACGGAGAUGGAAACGGCAAUAGCAGCGACGGCAGUCCGGUCCAGCGGACGUCCAGCAAGCCUCCGGCCUCCCUCCCCAGCGUGACCGAGUACCGCCUGGACGGGCACACCAUCUCGGACCUGAGCAAGAGCAGCAAAGGCGAGCUGAUCCCCAUCUCCCCGCGCACGGACGUCCGCUUCGGCACGCCCCCGUCCGUCCUCAAGCGGCACAAGAAGAGGAAGGUCACGCUGUCUCCGGUCACCGAGAACGGCACCAACACCAGCCUCUCCUUCUUGGACUCGUGCAACAGUCUGACGCCCAAAAGCACCCCGGUGAAGACGUUGCCGUUCUCCCCUUCUCAGUUUCUCAACUUCUGGACCAAACAGGACAGCCUGGACCUGGAGAGCCCUUCUCUCACUUCCACCCCCGUGUGCAGUCAGAAGGUGAUUGUCACCACCCCGCUGCACCGCGACAAGACUCCCCUGCACCAGAAAAACUCUGCGUUUGUGACCCCGGAUCAGAAAUACUCGAUGGACAACACGCCACACACGCCCACCCCUUUCAAGAAUGCCCUGGAAAAGUACGGACCACUCAAACCCCUGCCCCAAACCCCCCACCUGGAAGAAGACUUGAAAGAGGUGCUGCGAACGGAGGCGGGCAUCGAACUGAUCAUUGAGGAUGAGGUGAAGCCGGACAGGCCCAAGAGGAAACAAGGGCUACGCCGGAGUCCCAUUAAGAAAGUUCGGAAGUCUCUCGCUCUGGACAUUGUGGAUGAGGACGCGAAGCUAACGGUCUCUUCCCUGCCCAAGGUCAUGGGCUUCAAGAGGAACCAGUCCACAAGCUUCCUGUCCAGUUCCCUAAACCUGUCUUCGAGCAGUAAGGAGGACAACAGUUUGCUCAACCGGGGGUUCGUACAAGCCAAACCUCAGGCCAGGCCACAGGCCAAGCCGCACACCAAGCCGCAGAGCAAGUCUGAGAAGGCCUCGCUCAGGAAAACUCCAAGUCGACCCCAGGCUCCCGCCCCGAUGUCUAAAGCUUGGAAAGCGGUUGCCUGCGGUGGAACGAGGGACCAGAUUUUUAUGCAAGAGAAAGCCAGGCAGAUCCUGGGCACGCUGAAACAGAGCCACACGUCACGGACACUCAUUUUAUCGUGAAGGACUGGACCUUCUGCUUUUGUCUCUUCUAAUUUUUUUUUUAAUAAGGGCCGAUGGGGAAAUGGAUGCAUGCUUGGUGUGGGGUGGGGGGGAUCUCCCCCUUCCUUUGGUGACCCUGGCAUCCGGAGCCUCGGCAGGCUGUGAGUUGCCGGUGAGAUAAGGGGGAGCGGGGGUGGAUGGGGCUACACCACUCACUGUUUUCAGGCCUUCCUUGGCCCCCGCUUCCCAGGGGCUCUUCAGGUUUUCCUCGUCCUUAGAGGAGUAUCUCGGAACGACGCUAGGACCAGCGGAAAACCGAUCGGUGCGUUUCUCUGGAGCCUCCCCGGUGGAGGAGCGGUUCGGGUUGGGCCUGGGAAUCGAUUUCUCUUUGCCGCAGAAAAUGGAGAGCGGCUCCGCUCGUGGCUUUGCCUGCCUCAGUACAGGGGCCGGGCCCCGGGGUAAGGAAGCUGACGGGAGAGGGACCAUCUCAGGGGAGGGGGCUUGG
Molecule: messenger RNA, 2803 nt
Organism: Ornithorhynchus anatinus (platypus)
Lineage: Eukaryota; Metazoa; Chordata; Mammalia; Monotremata; Ornithorhynchidae
Gene: MYBL2
Product: MYB proto-oncogene like 2
Exons: 14
Coding region: 76-2319 (747 amino acids)
Biological process (GO): regulation of DNA-templated transcription
Cellular component (GO): nucleus
Molecular function (GO): RNA polymerase II cis-regulatory region sequence-specific DNA binding; DNA-binding transcription factor activity, RNA polymerase II-specific
Source: RefSeq, a predicted model, not a curated record